AUGGUCGGUAUUCUAAAGUCUGGACUUUCAACCAGCUCUACAGAUCCCAAGCCCAUCCAAUCCGACCAAUCCGAUGGAAGGGUUGACAAUGAGCAAAGCGAAACGAGCCAGAGUACGAUACAGGAUGGGAAGGAGCUUCAAAUAUAUGCAAUGGAAGCACAGUGUCCACAUCUAGGUGCAGAUUUAUCUCAUGCUGAGAUCGAGGAGUAUGAAGACGAGCUG
Molecule: messenger RNA, 222 nt
Organism: Acaulospora colombiana
Lineage: Eukaryota; Fungi; Glomeromycota; Glomeromycetes; Diversisporales; Acaulosporaceae
Source: the annotation of a GenBank genome assembly